ACCAGAGAGCGAGGUUCUCAGCAGCAGAGAUGACAGCACACACUCUGAAGAUGACAGCAUCUGUUCAAUACAUAAGAAAACUGCUGGGAAAAAGCAGCUGUGCGACAAGCAACCUGUUGAACACCGGACACAAAACACAGAAGAACACUACUGAUUAUAAAACCAUCAGGAAUAAAGAUGGAAAAAGUCAUAAAAGAAACGUAGUGCAAUUCCAAGACAACACAACAGAGCAGUACAUACGGAAAAGUGUCGUUUUAAGAAGAAAAGAUAAUGAAACUUUUGGGUUUGACAUCCAGAUAAGCAGUGUUGAGAGGAGCAAUAGUACUGAGCAGGAUUUGGGCUCGUGUGUGUGUUGGGUGAAGGAGAACAGUAUGGCGGAGAGUAGUGGCUUAAUGACAGGUGAUGUUAUUAUAACGGUCAACAGUGUGUAUAUUGCUGGAUUCACUCAGCAGCAGAUCAGCAAUCUGGUUCAAAAGUCCUCCACCUUAAUGAUGGAGAUUAUCAGAGGUGCUACAGAAAAGCAGAGACAAUUGCUCAGCAAGCUCUAUCUCCUGCAGAAACAGUUUACAGAGAAAAGCGAAGAGCUUCAGACACUCAUCGCAGAGGAAGUGCGUCUAACAGGAGGUGCUGAGGAUAAAAUCCAGAAGCUAAAUGUCCUUUCUGCAGGAUCCUCUGCGAACCUUUGCUAACAGUGUGUUUAACAGACAGAGAGUUUUUCCCCCAGUUCUAAUACAAUCAAACACACCUAACCAAGGUUGUGGGCUUCACUGGAAAAUGACAGGCUAGUGCAUUAGAGCAGGGUUGAAACUAAGCUUUCUGGUAAAGUAGAUAGUGUAUCUUGUGCUCCUGAGCCAUUUUUAAAGUUAGUCCAGGAAAACAAAUCCUGAACAUAUUCUCAUUGAGAUCCCAUAAGAGACCCUGGUCAGACAGCAGACAGCAUAUUUCUGUAUUUUUAAACUCACUGCUACAUAGUGGUUUGAAUUAGUGAGUGAAAAGCUAAACAUUGAACUAUUUAUUUGAAUUAUACUGCAUCUCAACUGUAUUUGUGUAUUUUGCACUAUUAAGCAUUCAUUUUUUAUUGUCAGUUUAUUUAGUGUUAUCUGAUUUUCAAAAUGUGUUUUGUGUAUUUAUGUACCAAGUUCUCUAAUAUUUAUUAAUUUCCAUAUUUAUAUAAUGCCUCUUUAAUAAACUUUUAUAACAAACUGAUGUUUCGGUGC
Carassius gibelio (silver crucian carp) is the source of this 1217-nucleotide messenger RNA. Its product is annotated as cytohesin-interacting protein. Gene Ontology annotation, molecular function: protein binding. Lineage: Eukaryota; Metazoa; Chordata; Actinopteri; Cypriniformes; Cyprinidae. The transcript has 8 exons. Bases 30 to 689 code for a protein of 219 amino acids. The record is from RefSeq and is a predicted model, not a curated record.